Messenger RNA from Nematocida ausubeli, 6027 nucleotides. RefSeq lists its product as uncharacterized. NCBI's taxonomy places the organism in Eukaryota, Fungi, Microsporidia. The transcript has a single exon. Gene Ontology annotation, biological process: leading strand elongation; mitotic cell cycle; nucleotide-excision repair, DNA gap filling. Gene Ontology annotation, molecular function: DNA-directed DNA polymerase activity; DNA binding; zinc ion binding. Gene Ontology annotation, cellular component: nucleus; epsilon DNA polymerase complex. The record is from RefSeq and is a predicted model, not a curated record. The coding region runs from base 1 to 6027 and encodes 2008 amino acids.
AUGGAAAAUGCAUGGGAUGCGAGUAUACUUGCAGACUACUUUAAAUACAAUAUGUAUAGUGGAGAAGCUGCGAAAGAAGGGUGGCUUUUAAAUUAUCAGGUAAAAGACAUAAUGUCUUCUGAGAAAAAGAGGCUUCUCACAACUGCAGUAUUCUACUUUAUAGACGCGGAAAAUAACAAUUUUCGGGUAGAGAUGCCGUUCUCCCCAAAGAUACUUCUAGAGGUUGCUGCAUCCUCGCUCUCUUCGGUUGAGGAUUACCUGAACGGGCGGUAUCCAGACAGCAUAAAGGCCACGGGCAUAGCCACCAGAACAGAUCUCCAGAAGAUGAACCAUCUGGCAACUGACGGAUCAGAGUACCUUGUGAUAAGCAUGUACUCUGAGAAGGAUGCCCAGCAGAUUAGAAAGGAGAUAGAUGAAAUCACAAGGAGAAAUACAGCGCGGCAGAAGGAAAGCGCAGUGACUCUUCUUUUUGCGAAAGAAAAAAGAGCCUGCCUUUUGCCAGACCCAGAAGAGUACAUACUGAGCAUAUGCGAAUAUGACAUUUCGGCGAGCAUUCAAAUGGCAAUUGAGCUGGAUAUCAACGCAGGAAAGUGGUACACUGUGCAGUACAUGGGAGGAUACAUUAUAGGGCCGUCAACGCGGGUUCUUCCGCCAGAUCUUAGAAUUUUCUCAUUUGAUAUUGAAACAACCAAAGACCCUCUUAAAUUUCCAUCUGCAGAUAAGGACCAGGUUAUGAUGAUAUCGAUAAUGAGUACCCAGGACGGAUGGCUGAUUACAAACAGGGAAAUAGUUGGAGAAGACAUUAUGCCGUUUGAGUUCAGGCCAAAAAGUGACAUUGGAGGGGAGUUUGAGAUCUGCAACGAAAAAAAUGAGAAAAACGUUCUGAAUAAGUUUGUAGAGAUCUUGCUGGCGUAUAAGCCGCAUGUAGUCACAACGUAUAACGGAGACUUUUUCGACUGGCCGUUUGUGGAGGCUAGACUGGCAGUGCAUGGAAUUAACAUGCAGACGUCAAUAGGCUUCUAUAAAACUGCGAUGGAGGAAUACAUAUGUCAUCACAUUUUGCACCUAGACUGCUACAAGUGGGUAAAAAGAGACAGCUACCUUCCGGCAGGCAGCCAGGGUCUGAAGAGCGUGACAAAGGCCAAGCUUGGGUAUUUCCCAGAUGAAAUAGACCCAGAGUAUAUGGUGGAGUGUGCAAAGAGCAACCCUAAAUUGAUGGCAUCCUACUCUGUUUCUGAUGCAGUGGCAACACACUUUCUGUACUUGAAGUAUGUCCAUCCAUUUAUUUUCUCGCUUGCGUCGCUCAUUCCGCUGCCGCCUGAUGAUGUGCUGCGAAAGGGGUCUGGAACACUCUGUGAGGCUCUUCUGAUGAAGGAGGCGUACGGGUGCGGAGUGCUGAUACCUUCAAAGAAAAAGUCACACAUUCUGCACAACUACAAUGGGUAUAUGGCGGAGUCGCUGUCAUACGUAGGAGGGCAUGUAGAGUGUCUUAAGUCUGGUCUAUACAGGUCAGACUUUGAAUACGAAUUUUCAUUCAACAGACAAGACCUGGAAAAGAUGGUGGAGCAGGUAGGCUGUGUGGUAGAUUCAGAGCUAGAGGGGAAGGAGUGCUAUAACAGGAGCCAGGUGAUAUCAGAGAUACAGGAGAAGUUGCGCAUUUUGCAAAAGUCAGACAAGGCUCGAAUGAAGCCGCAUAUUUACCAUCUGGAUGUGGGGGCGAUGUACCCAAACAUUAUUCUUACCAAUAGGCUGCAGCCAACUGCAGUGAUGGACGAUAAGGCAUGCGCGCACUGCGCAUAUGCACCAGAGAAGGACACCUGCCAAAGAAAAAUGAGAUGGAAGGGCAGGGCAGAGGUGCUUGCAGUUGGAAAAAAAGAUGUGCAGGCAAUAACAAAGAAGACAAGAAAUAUGUUCAUAGCGCGUAAAAGAGCACAGAAUGUGCAGGAGAAAACAAAAGCCGAGGAAGCAAUAGAUAAGAAGGGAAAUCAGCCGUAUAAAAAGGACACACCAAGGCAGCAGUCAUUCGAGGAGUGCUUGCGAGAUAAUCUCAUUGUGCAUGCAAAAAACACAAGCAAAAAGACAAGGGAGAUUGUUAUAGAGGACAAAGAAAGCAUUAUUUGCCAAAGAGAGAAUCCAUUUUAUGUAAAUGCUGUAAGGAAGUUUCGAGACCGAAGAAAUGAGUAUAAAAGACUGGCUAAGGAGGCAAAGGAGCAAGCGAAGAAGGCAGAGAAAGAAGAUGCACAGCUAGCAGGAGACUGGAAGAAAAAGGCCGGGAUAUAUGAUUCUCUGCAAAUUGCACAUAAGUGUGUUCUCAACUCGUUCUAUGGAUAUGUUAUGAAAAAGGGCGCUAGAUGGCACUCUAUGGAAAUGGCAGCUGUGGUGUGCCAGACAGGCAGCAAUAUCAUACAGAACACCAAGGCCGUAAUUGAUGCAUUUGGAAUAACGCUAGAGCUUGACACAGACGGAAUAUGGGCCCUGCUGCCUGAGUCGUUCCCUCUAAACUACACGCUUAACACGCCAGAUGGAUCUGUGAGGUUCUCGUACAUAUGCUCUCUUCUGAACUUUAUGCUGCUUGAUAAAUUCAGUAACCCGCAGUAUCUUAAAAAGGAGGAAUCAGGGGAGUACACAGUCAGCACAGAGAACUCCAUACGCUUUGAGAUUGAUGGUCCGUACAAGGCAAUGUUUCUGCCGGGCUCGAUGAAGGAAGGGGAGUCCAUUAAGAAAAGAUACAUUGUUAUAAAUAGCGCAGAAAAAAUAUCUGAGCUAAAGGGGUUCGAGUUUAAAAGGCGAGGAGAGCUAAAAUUUGUGAAGGCCUUCCAAGAAGAGACUUUUAAUCUUCUUUUACAAGGAAAAACACUACAGGAGUGCUAUGCUGUUCUGGCAGAGUGUGCAGACUACUGGAUUGAUAUUAUAGAAACACGCGCAGAGUCUAUGUCGCAGGAUGUGAUUUUCGGGUACUUUGGAGAAACCCGCAGUCUAGGAAAGAGCGCAGAUGCGUACUCUUCUGUAAAGUCAACCAGUCUUACAGCAGCAGCAAGACUUUCAGAACUGCUUGGGCAGGGCGUGGCUGCUAAAGGCACCGCAUGCUCUUUUAUUAUUGUUAAGUACCCAGAGAAUGCUCCUGUUACAUCACGAUCAGUCCCGCAGGCAGUAUUCCACUCUGAUCCGGAGACAAGAACAAGAUAUCUGCAGAAGUGGCUGGAGGUAAAAGUGGUUCCUGAGGAUAUUCGGGAGAUAAUUGACUGGUCGUACUAUUUAGAGAGGCUCUCCAGUAUAAUCACUCGAAUACUUAUUGUGCCGGCUUCUUUGCAGGGCAUUUCAAAUCCAGUGCACAGAGUACAGGCGCCUUCCUGGGCAAUUCGGCAUAGAAAAAUCACAGACUUCCUCCCGUGUGCUUCUAAGAAAGCGGAGGUAGCAAAAGAAUUAAUAGGAGAAGAGAAUGUGGGUGCGGUGACACUGGAAGAGCUUCAGAUUAAAGACUCCUUAGUGGAGAAUAUGCCUGAGAAUGCAUCGCUGAACGAGAACAGUAUUGGUGAGAACUCUGGCAUAAAGAAUCCCAAGCAGAAACAAGAAAAACAGAAAAGCACUGCAAACCACAUGGAUGCAAAGAUAACAGAGUUCCAGAAGCUGACAAACUUCAUCACAACUGAUAAAGAGGCAGAUGAAAGAGCAAGAAGACUCAAAGAGGCGCCAGAUGCACGAGUGCCUGCUGUAUUUAUUAGAGAGGCCUCUGAGGACAGGUAUACUGCAGUUUAUUUCGAGAACAAUUGCUUUGUAGAGAAAGUGGUUCCUCUGAAGAAAGUAUUCUAUCUGCAUGCUGACUCGCCUGUUUUGGAUAGAAUUGCAUCUGCAUAUACUUCUUUGAGCCCAGCAAUCCAUGCAGAGAGGCUUGUAUCUUUUGCCGUUGGUCUUACUGGCCGCAGAGAUUUUGUUAAAAUAGAAAUGGACACUGCAGAGUUUAAAACUAGAUUCCACCGGCAUACAGCUCUAUUAGAAACACCAGAAGUGCGUGGAAUAUAUGAGCUGAACACCCCAUCUAGAAUAGCAGCACUGUGCAAUUUGCGGUAUGAAAAGGUCGCAGUAUACGCGCUAGCAAAAUGCAUAUUGCAUAGAAAACCAAUCUAUGCUCUAUACAGCGGCAUAGAUGGCUCUAGCAUACCUUCUAUAACAGCAAUGCAAUCUUCUCCAGGAGUUGAGAUGUUCACUUCUCAGAAAGACCUUGUUGCAUCCCUCAAAAAAAAGGCACCUGGGCUGGUUUUCUGCACACCUGCAGUGCCUGCUCUAAAAGUUAAUCAUUUCUUUGUUCUAGUAGACACAGGGAUAGUAAAGCCAAAGGCAAGCAAGACAGGAAAGACAAGCCGUGAAAUGCCAGAAACAACUAGUCAGCAACCCAGCACUGCUACAGAUGAACAACCAAUCGAGAAAGAGGAAGACACUGCAAAUAUUGAUGAAAACCCAACCGCUACUGAAGAGAACCCCUCUAAGAGUUCUAAGACAAUUUCUAUUAAGGUAGAUGAGUUGCCCGAUCAUGUUAGAAAAGAAUUAAUUUCUGCUUUGCAUCGUGCAGCUAAAAAGGCAUUAAGCUUGACCCAGCUGGCUUCAUACGCAGAUAUUCCCGUUCUUCCAGGUGACUGGCCCUGCGAAACACUAGUGCUUGAUUUACUCUACCAUAGGAAGAGAAAGAGCCGGCAAAUUCUGGGAUGGAAUGACUCCUUCCUUAUGAGGAAAAAGCACUAUUCUCCUGGUAGAGUAGAUGAAAAUCCCUUCAAAACAGAGUUCUGCAAGGAGGGCAUCUACACAGGAAUAUCCUCUGUAGUGUCUGUAUCAGGCUCAGUUCUUCUGAGUCUUAUUGAGGCAGAUACUCUUCUGCGGGAAGAAAGAUCUUCAUAUGCUCUUUGCCCAGAAAUGCAUGCUUUACAGGACCUUGCAAAACAUAUUGUAUACUCAUGCAUACAGCAGGAGGAAGGAGCCAACUCACUCGCAAGAUCAGUUUCAUUCUGGCUUCGCACGCCUGGAAUAGACUCAGCUCUGCCCGCGCGUCUGUCUGAGAAGGCUUCCUUGCUGCAAACCAAGUUCAUUGCCAGAAUUGUUUCCGCAAUCAAUGCAGCAGGCUGUGAAGUAGUAUCUGCAGACUCGGAAGAGCUAAUUCUGCACACAGGACAGAGCACCUUGCAGCAAGCCCAGGUGCAAACUAACUAUGCUUUGUCAGAAGUUACUUCGCGCACAUACGGCUCUCUAUUGCAGAUUGAUGUAGUAGACUGGCUUAGUCAGGCUGUUUUUGUAGACUCUGCAAACUAUAGGAAAAUAUUCUUGUCGGGAGAAAAAGUGCAGUCCUUUAUAACAAAGGUGCCCUCACAGGCAGUAGAUGAUUUGCUUGAAAAAGACGACUUGCAGGCGCUAGAGUGGAUUCAAUUUGUAUAUCAGCAGAAUCAAUCAGAGGGCAUCUCAGCUGCUAGGCUCUUUAUAAAAAUAUUCGGGCUUAAGUUUUCACAGGGGGACUUUCCUAGGAAGGCUGCGCGUCUAGUUGAGCUAAGUCCUUUUUCUGAGGAGAUGCAGGCAGGCUUUGGUGAGAGUAUAUGUGUUUUAGUGGAGUGCAGGUGCUCAGCAGGAACAUCUUUCAAAUCACAGCCUCCUUCUCGCAAAUGGCUGGAGGAAUGUAUGUAUGGAGAUACAUUUUUCAGUGAUCUACUGUUGGAGAAACGAAAAAUAGAUCUUCGAUGCAGAAAGUGCUGCAGGAUAUUCUCACGGGAUGUCUUGGAAAAAUGCUUUAUUCAGAAAAUGCAUACAGUAGCAGAGACAGCAGUUAAAAUGGAGAAAAAGUGCUCUCUUUGCAAACUUCCAAGUAAAAGUGCUUUGUCACAGAGGUGCUCUUGCGGUGGCCGGUUUGCUAGAGAUAUUAACAAAGCGUGCAUUGAAGCGAUGCAGCAUAUCGCCGGGCUGUGCGCGCUUGCUCCGAUUGCUUCAGUUAUUGUCUAUGCAAGAGAGAUAGUGGCAUAUCUUGACCAAACCAAGCAGAUCUUAAAAUAA